Achroia grisella is the source of this 7099-nucleotide messenger RNA. RefSeq lists its product as uncharacterized. NCBI's taxonomy places the organism in Eukaryota, Metazoa, Arthropoda, Insecta, Lepidoptera, Pyralidae. Bases 18 to 5195 code for a protein of 1725 amino acids. The transcript has 26 exons. The record is from RefSeq and is a predicted model, not a curated record.
CCGCGCGCGCUCUCGCCAUGGCUCGGUGGCUGAAGGCCCUGGCGACGCUGCUGCUGCUCGCCGGCGCCGCGACCGCGCGCAAGUCGCCCGCCGCCCCCAAACACGAACCCCAGAUCGAGGAGGUCACCGCGAAACAGUUGGAGCGUGUGCUGGAGGAUAAGGACUUCGUCGCGGUGUACUGGUAUGCAAGGAGUUGUGUGACAUGUGACAAGGUGCUGGAGGAGCUGGAGAAGAUAGACGACGACACGGACACCUUCGGAGUGGACUUCGUGAAGAUCAACGAUAAGCGGCUCGCGAAGCAGUAUGGCAUCACGAAAUUCCCCGCCCUCACGUAUUUCCGUGAGAAGGAACCGAUUAUUUACGAAGGAGAUCUCAUGGACGAAGAGAGCGUCCUGGAUUUCUUGACGAGUUUAGAAGCAAUGGACCUUCCUGAUCGGAUAGAAGAAGUCAACCAGAAGAUCCUGUCUAAAAUCAUCGAGGACACCAAUUACGUCGCUGUUCUCUUCUGUCCCGAUCACAAAAGUUGCGGCCCAUCAAACAAUAAGCCCGAAUGCAAAAAAUGUGCUAAAGCUCUCCAAGAGCUGGAGAACAUUGAUGAUGAGGCUGAUCAACUUGGAAUUGGCUUCGUAAAGAUCCACGACGAGGAACUAGCCGAGGAGUACAAUCUUGGAGAUUUGCCAAGAUUAGUGUACUACAGGCAUGAAAUACCUAUUAUCUAUGAAGGUGAGCUGAGCAGAGAGGAAGAUGUACUGGAAUGGCUGAUUGCAAACAAGUCAACUGGAGACGAAGAGGACGUCAUUGAGGAUGUUACAUCUAAAACGCUUAACACUCUUAUUGGAAACGUAGACAAUCUUGUAGUAUUAUUUUAUGAUCACGGCGAUGAAGACUCCAUGACUGUUUUGGGAGAGUUGGAGAAAAUAGAUGACGAUUGCGACCGGCAUGGUAUACAGUUCGUCAAAAUCGAUGAUACAAAGGCGGCAGAAGCUUUUGGCAUUGAUGAUUUGCCAUCUAUCGUGUACUUUGAAAAGCAGAUCCCCAACGUUUAUGACGGAAACUUAGAGAAUGAAGAAGAAAUCUUAGAGUGGCUGGUAGGUCAGCUGGAGAAAGAUGAAAUUGAAGAUGUUACCGAUGAAAUGCUUGAUCGUCUCAUUAAAGACGGAAAAACUGUUGCCGUGUUAUUUUAUGAUAAUAAUGAUCGGAAAUCUCAGAAAGUAUUAGGUGAACUGGAAAAUAUUGAUGAUGAAUGUGAUCAACUCGGCAUUGCAUUUGUAAAGAUUGAUAAUAACGAAGAAGCCAAAGAAUAUGGUAUAGAAAAAGUUCCGACUUUGUUAUACUUUGAAAAGGGCAUUCCAACUUAUUACGAGGGUAACCUUGAAGAAGAAGAAAAAGUUCUUGAAUGGCUAAGAUAUCAAUCUGAAAGUGAUGAAAUUGAAGACAUUACUGAUGAAAUGCUUGACUUGAUAAUCGAAAAAAUGCCGUAUGUCGCUGUACUGUUCUACGACAAAGACCAAAAGAAGAGCCAAAAAAUAUUAUCUGAGUUAGAAAAUAUUGAUGAUGAAUGUGAUCAAAAUGACAUUGCCUUUGUAAAGAUCGAUGACGAUGCUGAAGCUAAAGAAUAUGGUAUUGAGACUAUUCCAACAAUGGUGUUCUUUGAAAAGGGCAUUCCGCAUAUCUACGAAGGUGAUUUGAUGAAAGAAGAUGAAUUGUUGGGAUGGUUGCUUCAUCAAAAACGCCACAGUGAAAUACCUGAAGUAACGGAUGAAAUGAUGGAUAAACUAAUUGAAUCGACACCUUACUUGGCAGUAAUAUUUUAUGACAAAGAUGAUAAGCAAGACAUUAGGAUCCUUAACGAACUUGAAAAUAUUGAUGAUGAAUUAGAGAAAGAAGGCAUUGUAAUAGUAAGAAUGGAUAAUGAGGCGGAAGCAAAGGAAUUUGGUAUAGACCAUCUUCCUACUUUAGUAUAUUUCGAAGAAAAUAUUCCUGCAAUUUAUGAAGGAGAUCUAAUGAAUGAAGACGAAGUGUUAGAAUGGCUAAUCGAACAAAAAAACAGCGCAACUAUUGAGGAGGUUACAGAUGAAAUCUUAAGCGACCUCAUUGAGGAACAUGAAUAUGUCGUCGUAUACUUCAGUGGAAAUUGCGAAGAAGGUGAAGAGUGUGAUAAUAUCUUAGAUGAACUAGAAAAUAUAGAUGAUGAACUGGAUGAGACUGGCAUUAUCUUUGUCACUACAGAAGACAUAUCUCUUGCUAAAAAAUAUGGAAUUAAGACCUUCCCUGCUCUCGUAUUCUUCAGAAAUAAAGAUCCACUCAUAUAUAAAGGUGAUAUUGAAGAUGAGGAUGAAGUUCUAUCCUGGUUAACAGAUGAAAAUACUCUCGAAAUUCCUGGUAAAAUUGAAGAAGUCAAUUCAAGGAUGUUGGAAAAGAUAUUAGAAGAAAACGACCAUGUCGUUGUCUUUUUCUAUCAGGAAGGCGAUAAAAAAUCGCAAAAAAUUUUGAGCGAAUUAGAGAAUAUUGAUGAUGAAUGUGAAGAAAAAGAUAUCGAUUUUGUGAAGACAUCUGAUGAAGGAAUCGACAAAGAAUAUGAUCUCUCCGAUUUACCGUCUUUAGCAUUUUACAGGCAUAAAUUCAGAACAAUAUAUGAUGGCGAUCUGAUGCAUGAGGAGGCUAUUCUGAAAUGGGUUUUAGAUCUUCAUGAUUCUCAACCGGAUGUCAUAGAAAAUGUUGACAGGAAAACGCUAAAAGAUCUCAUUGAUGAUGUAGAACACUUGGCUGUAUUUUUCUAUAGUGAAGAUUGCGAUACAUGUGACGAAAUUUUAGAAGAAUUAGAGACCAUUGAUGAUGAUACGGAUAAGCAUGGUAUUCAGUUUGUUAAGUCAAAGGAUUCUAAAUUGGCAUCGGAUAUUGGAAUUUUCAGUUUUCCAGCUUUAGUUUACUAUGAAACUGGUGUUCCUAUUAUGUAUGAUGGAAAUCUAUUGGACGAAUCAGAGGUAUUAGAUUGGAUGGUCAAACAAAAAGAAGAUGAGAGUAUAGAAGAAAUAAAUAGAGAUAAGUUAUUCAAAUACAUAGAAACAAAGGAAUUUUUAGCUGUUGUUUUCUAUAAAGAAGAAGAUCCUGCUAGUCCUCGAAUUUUACGGCAUGUUGAAUUGAUCGAUGACGAAGCUGCUGAAUAUGGAAUAAAGAUAGUAAAAUGUAACGAUCGCUUGAUGGCAAAGAAAUAUGGCUUCCGCAAUCCACCUGGCAUUACGUACUUUAGAAAGAGCAAAUAUAUAAAUUACGAUGGUGAUAUAGAUGAUGAAGAGGAAAUUUUAGAUUGGUUAACUAACCCCGAAAACAUGGAACUCACAGAUCAUAUUGAAAAAGUUAACAAGAAAAUGUUUCAAAAGAUACGGCAAACAUCGGACUACGUCGCAGUAUUCUUUUACAGUAAUGACUGCAAACAGUGUCCUAGAGUGUUGGCCGAGAUUGAACAUAUUGAUGAUGACGCUGACGGAGCUGGUAUCAAUUUCGUAAAGAUUGAUGAUCGAAACAUGGCCAAAGAGUACGGAGUAUUUGCUCUUCCUGCAGUACUUUUUUUCAAGAUGGGAUCCAAGGAUCCAGUCAUUUAUGCUGGUGAUUUGUAUGAUGAACAGCAGUUAUUGAGUUGGCUACUUACACAAAAAAAUCCAGCUGGUGACGUUAUAGAAGCACUGGAAGGACAGGAUUUAAUUAACUUAAUUGAAGAGUCAAAUUCCUUGGCAGUUUAUUUUUGGAAUAAAACGUUAUGCGAAAUUUGUAAUUCCAAAACUAUGAGAAAGUCAAUGAAAAAGAAGGACAGAGACCAUGACGAGGAAGAAGGGCAGGAACAGGAGGAUGUGGGAAUUACAGAUGGACCUGAUUGUGAGCAAUGCGCUGGGAUCUUAGAGGAGUUGGAAAACAUUGAUGAUGAUUGCGACCGACAUGGCAUAAAAUUUGUCAAAACACAAGAUUACACAAUAGCUGAAUCGUAUGGAGUAACGGAUUUCCCUGUACUUGUUUAUUUUGAACAAAACAUACCUAAUGUAUAUGAAGGAGCAUUGGCAGAGGAAGAGGAGGUUCUACAAUGGUUGAUAACCCAAAAAACUGAAGAUCGCAUUGAACUAAUAACUAGAGUUAUGUUAGAAAAAAUGGUGGAGGAAACUCAGUACUUAGCUGUAUAUUUUUAUAAACUUAACUGUCAUAUAUGCGAUCACAUUUUGGAUGGAUUGGAAAGUAUCGACGACGAAUGCGAUGUUUAUGGUAUUCACAUGGUAAAAAUUCAAGAUCCGCAACUAGCAAAGCGGUAUUCCAUAAAGACUUUCCCAGCCAUGGUCUAUUUUAGAAAUGGCAAUCCUCUUCUUUUCGAAGGUGAUUUACAAAAUGAAGAGUCAAUACUAGAAUGGCUUAUUGAUGAUGAUAAUCGGGAACUAGCUGACGAAAUUGAAUCAGUUAACGAGAGGAUGUUGGAAAGACUACUGUACGAAUCACACUUACUGGUGGUUUUCUUCUAUGAUGAUGAGGAUUGUCCAGAAUGUGAAGAGAUUCUUGAAUCAUUAGAACAAAUCGAUGGAGAAGUAGAUCAGUAUGGCAUUGACUUCGUUAAAAUAGCAAGCCCUGAAGCAGCAGAAAAAUAUAAUGUAGUAAAUAUACCAUCUCUCUUAUAUUUCCGCAAGCAAGUACCGAUGCUCUACGAUGGCGACUUACAUCAAGUAGACAGAAUAUUACAAUGGUUGACUUCUCAGGACGUUUUUGAAAUUAAAAAUGAAAUUGAAGAAGUUAACAGAAAGAUGUUAGAUAAACUAUUAGAAGAGAAUGAAUUCUUAGCGGUUUAUUUCUAUGAAAAGUCCGUUGAGAGUCGUCUAGUGCUGGACAAAUUAGAAAAUAUUGAUAGUGAAACCGAUAAUUUGGAUAUCACAUUUGUCAAAAUGCAGGAUCCCAGAUAUGCUCGGAAAUGGGGUGUUACUAAGUUACCUGCUAUUGUAUACUUUAGAAAAAGGUUCCCAAGUAUAUAUAGAGGUGACCUGAUGUCUGAGGAAGAAGUAUUAGAAUGGCUACGAAAGAACAGAUUUAGACAACCGGAGCUGAAUAUCUUUAUGUAUGCAUUAAUCGCGCUAUCAAUAGCAUUUGUAAUGUAUACAGCAUUCUUACUUCAGUGUUUCAAACCAUCACCACCAGCGCCAACGCCUCAUCCAAAGCAAGCGUGAGACAAAUAGAUUCGCAACAUUCAAAGAAUUAUUUACUGUAAACUUAAACUUUAUUUUGAAUCAUCAGCCUUGUGAGGCUUCGGUUAAAAGAAAAAUCGACUUUGACGUUAAUAUCUAUUAGUCCACGUUGAUUUAUAUUAUCGAUCAAUUUUUUAUAAAGAAUUUUGAUUAUGGAUAGAUCAAAACUUAGACAAUUACAUUUCUUGGGAUCAACUUUACUAUGAUAGAGAUUUUAGACUACUAUCCUAAAAUAAGAUGAGAAUUACAGAUAUAAGCAAAGAUUCAUGUUAAGGUAUGUCAUCACUACUUGCCAUAAAUAUAUAGAUCAAUUCUAAAAACUUUUAUCUACAAAAGUUUUAGAAAGUCGUACUACAACCACUAGGACAUGCUAAGUGCGACAAAUUGCAACAUCUAUUUUGCUAUAUCUCUAACCAACGAGAAUGCUUAUAACCCCGACGCCAAAUAUAGCUUCAAAAAUUUGAACAUUUGUAAACAUUUUGAUAUAUUUUAAUUCACAGUGAAAUAAUUAACUGACAUUGUUAUUGAUUUAAUCUUGAUUAUGUUUCAAAAGAACAUUAUAAAAAAGCAUUGGAUUGAAAUCUAUAUUGAGAUUAUAUUUCAGAGAUAUGUUGGUCAUUAAAUGACUGGAAUCCAAUAUAAGCACACACAAUUGCAGACUUUAGAAUUCUGUAGAGUGCGUUUGAAAUCAAAACAAUAUUUCUGCAAUUUUUAAAUUCAUUCUCAAAGCAGAAUUAUUUUAUCCAAGUAAAGAAUCGCGACUUCACAAACAUUUGAUUACCUAUUUGAAGCAAUGUGUGGUGCCGGCUUUAUUUGUGAGGAACAGACAUUAAAAGUAGGUACUUUUUCUUCUUUUCUUGUUUAGAAAUAUGUGUAUUUGCCUCCUUUCGUUAUUAAAUCACAUAUUCUUUGAGAUAAUAGUGUCAUUGGUUAUUAAUGUAAAUUUCUCUUUAAUAAUGGCAUUUGAAAUAUACUAUUUACUAUAUUUAAGACUGUAUUACUUCUCGAUAGAAAUAUCUGUAUGGUUCUUUAGUGUGGAGUUUACAGUUUUCCAAUAUAUAUAUCUUACAUAUAUACCGUUUGAUUAUCUGCACCAUUACUGUCUUCUUUUAGUAUUAAUGAUAUUUAUAUAUAUUUAGGCUGUUAGGAUUCGUUGAGCCUUUGUUAAGUUUGUGUUUUUGGAGCUCUUGGUCAAAGUUGUCUAUGUAUAUGUUUUGUUAAGUAUGAUCAUUGAACUAUAAAACUUAUAUGCCUCCUUUACAUACUGUAUAAGUUUUUGAUAGGACCGUACUACUCAUCUAAUACAUAUUUAUAUAUAUUUUUUAGAUUAUAUAAACUCUAUAACAAUUUAUAUUUUUUUUAACUUUGCUCUUGAGCUCUAGUUUCGAGUGAUUGUCUAAAAGGCGGGAUCUGUACCGACGCUCGCAUGUUCCCACGGUACUUAGUUUAUUUUCUUAUCUAUAUAUUUAUAUACUGAGUGCAGUGUAUUGAUUAAGCAUCAGAUGUAAGGAGUAGGCUAGAAUUGUAACUAGAUAUUAAAUUAUAUGUGUAAGUUAGAUUUAAAAAUAUAUUUUUCUCUUACUUUCUAUUACCUACUGUUAUUGUUUUAAAAUACAAAUUUAUUUGAUUGUUUCUUAUCUCCAUGCCUCAUACAGUAAAUGAAUAUUAUAAUUUAAACAUAUUGAUAAGGAAGAGCUACCGUUCAGUAAUCAGACAAGAGGCCUAUAUUGAUGUAAAAUCGCAAUACGAAUGAGCAUAUCUGUAAUAUGUUAAAUCUAUGUCCUUUGUCAAUUGGUUUUAAAAGAAGAAGAUUCUCUAUUUCUUAUACUUCACCAAUUUUGUCAACUGGUUUUUAAAGAGGGAGAUUCUCUAUUUGUUAUACUUCA